AAAAAACAGAGCAAAUAGAUCCUGGCGCGCUUCAAACCUGCCGUCUACAGCGACAAUUAGCAGAGCUCGAAAUUCAGAUCGUACUGAUCGACUUUGGGAAAUGACGAACAGAGCGCCAUCCAUCGCUUGCAUAGGGGUCAUAGGAAAGCACAAUAAUCCCCUUCAUAUCUCGUUGUUUCCUCCAGAAGAGCGAGCGCCGCUUGAAUUCCAAUUUCUUCUCUCUUCAUGUCUUGACAUAUUCGAGGCGCGUCUGCCUCACAAGACGGUAGACCAAGAUUUCGGCCUACUUCAGGCUGUCGAUGAGCGAUUAGCUAUGUAUGGCUGGUUGACCAACACCGGUGUCAAACUUGUUAUUGUGGUGGACAUGGAGGGGAGACCAGCAACUGCCCUGGACAGUAAAAGUACGACUGCUGUGGGAAUUCGAGAUUCAGAUAUGAAGCCAGCUUUUAGGGCGUUGCAGACAGCGUAUAUCAUGCUAUUGAGAAAUCCGUUUUACAAUCCCGAUGAGCACUCACCGCUGACGGCAGAUGCCGAGCAAAGAGUUGCGCAGAUCUCUUUCAUCAAUCAUCCUUCGACCUUCGAACCUCUUGUCAAUACCGGCAACUACUCGUCCAUCGCCAGAUUCCAUAUGCCUCCCAAUACAGCCGGCGUCACGAUCACAAACCCACUCAUCCUCUACCGCAGCCUUAUAGCCACAAACAGGAUCAAACCAGAUCCCGCACAGCAUCGUUUAGCACUCCACCUGCAAAACCUCUACGAAAACUUGAUAGAUUAUGAGCCAAGUCAAGAAUACUCCCAUCGCCUCCAGCAGUUAAGCCGUACUGUCAACCCAAGUCAAAAUGUCUCUUCAUUAACUGCUCCAUCUACUCCAAAUGGCAUUGGCAGAGGGGGAAUCUGGAAAUCUCUUCUUAUGAAAAAGGAACAGAGAGACUCUCUCGCGUUGACCCGUAUUCUCACUAGCCACGAAGCGGCCCUGAAUCUCUCCAGCCCUAAGGGGUUGAUGCUGCACGGCGACGUGGGAACGGGAAAGUCAAUGUUGAUAGAUUUGUUCGCAGACUGUCUUCCAAGCCGAAAGAAGAGACGGUGGCAUUUUAGUACGUUCAUGCUUAACACUUUCUCACGCCUGGAGUCACUGCGGAUAUCUCGCUCUACCACCAGUCCCGGCAGUGCACAAGACGAACACUCCCUGCUAUGGCUUGCACGAGACCUCGUUCAAACAUCUCCGAUACUUUUCCUCGACGAGUUUCAACUGCCCGAUCGUACAUCGUCAAAGAUACUUUCCAAUCUUAUGACGAGCUUCUUCCAGCUCGGUGGUGUCCUCAUCGCCACGAGUAACCGAAUGCCUGAAGAGCUUGCAAAGGCAGCAGGAAUGGAGUUUGCGCGGCCUGCUCAAAGACUAAGUAGAUUGGGCUGGAGUCUUGGACUGGGAGGUGUAGUUAUGCCGGACGAUCGACCGGGACAGAGAGGAGAAUUUGCUCAGUUCUUGGAGGUGUUAAGAGCGCGAUGUGAGAUCUGGGAGAUGGAAGGGAAGAGCGAUUAUCGAAGGAUGUCCGAAGAGGAAGAUAUAUCACGGGAUCUCGCUACCCCAUCUAGUUUACAGGAGGAAUUGUCCAAACCAAGUUUACAUACAACCUGGUCACCAGGACUUGACGUAGAGACCGAACCAACGUCAUCUUCCGUCCUUCCAAUGCACUAUCUUGUCUUGCCAGCAUCUGUGGCGGACCCAUCUACUCUUUCAAACCUCUCCUCAACUCCCAAUCCAGCACUGUACCAAGCAAAAUCGCGGUUAUCCGAUAUCCUCUCUAUUGAAUGGACACCCUCCACGAUAACAGUCUAUGGACGCAAAAUCACCAUCCCACGUCAACACAACUAUGUCGCACUCUUCACCUUCGCUGAACUAUGCGGUGCCGUCCUCGGCCCUGCAGACUAUAUUACCCUCGCUUCCACAUACCAUACCAUAAUUCUGACUGACGUCCCGAUUCUGACGUUCCUGAAAAAGAAUGAGGCAAGACGAUUCAUCACGCUUCUCGACGCCCUUUACGAGGCCAAGUGUAGAUUGCUAAUGACAGCAUCCGCGCCGCCAGACCAACUAUUCUUCCCAGAGAUACAAUCCCCAACUCCUCAAAUUUCAGUGGGGCCCAAGGUUGCUGAAGAUCUUCUAACGAACGACGUGACACACCCAGAGACAUACUCCGAGAUCCACCAAGACCUCACAUCUCCCUUCCGACCUAACGUUUCCUCCUAUUCCCUGAGUCUGUCUGACGAUGCUCUGGAAGGCGACCCACCCAACCGCCUUCGUCGCCCAGGAUCAAGCUUCACAGAUGAAAGAAGACCAGGUCCGGAAAAUGUUAAGGCGCCUGAUUUCGCAAACAUCAUAGGCUUGACGGGGGGGGAUGAGCAUUUUGCAGUUAAGAGAGCACAGAGUCGGAUUUGGGAGAUGUGUAGUGCGCGGUGGUGGGACAGGGGUCAAACAACAGUGGAGGGAGCGGGAGACAGAGACAGAGGUGUUAAAGCAUGGUGGAGACCUUUGCCACUAGAGUCUAGGCAUUGGGAGCGCUCUCCACCGUCUGCUCCAAUUCCCACAACUGCUUCCUCAAAAGUGCCAGUCGUGCCGAAAUCUGACCAAGGAGCCGCGUCCACGGUCUCAGAUGCCCACAUCCUCGACCCAUCUGAAUCCCAAGUAGAUCCUCAAAGAGAUAUCUUCCAGUGUGGAGCGAGUCCCUUUCGGAGUGUGAGUGAUGCACCGCCGAAAAUAAAUUGGACACAUAUUUGGGGGACUAUGAGGUGGGGUAAGAGGGCUGGGGCUUGGGGGAAAGGGGUUGAGGGGUUACCAGAGAGACGGAGGGAGGAGGAGUCUGAGAUGAGGACAAAUAGAGAUGAAGGGAAUCGUGGAAACAAAAUCGCUGGGUCUUCAGAAAGUGCAGGGCCUUGUGGAAUAGUUAUUUUUAAGGGUUCGGAUAAUAUGGACAUUGGACGAGGCCUAGAAAGUUACUACGAGACAUCCGCUUUACCGCCUCCGUAUCGAGUGGCAGAUUUCCUGAUCCGGUAA
This is a messenger RNA of Lindgomyces ingoldianus, 3049 nucleotides long. RefSeq lists its product as uncharacterized. The record is from RefSeq and is a predicted model, not a curated record. Bases 101 to 3049 code for a protein of 982 amino acids. The transcript has 7 exons. Gene Ontology annotation, molecular function: ATP binding; ATP hydrolysis activity. Gene Ontology annotation, cellular component: mitochondrion; cytoplasm. Lineage: Eukaryota; Fungi; Ascomycota; Dothideomycetes; Pleosporales; Lindgomycetaceae. Gene Ontology annotation, biological process: endoplasmic reticulum to Golgi vesicle-mediated transport.